Messenger RNA from Quercus lobata, 958 nucleotides. RefSeq names its product Pyridoxamine 5'-phosphate oxidase family protein. Gene Ontology annotation, biological process: pyridoxine biosynthetic process. Gene Ontology annotation, molecular function: pyridoxamine phosphate oxidase activity; FMN binding. The record is from RefSeq and is a predicted model, not a curated record. The transcript has 6 exons. Lineage: Eukaryota; Viridiplantae; Streptophyta; Magnoliopsida; Fagales; Fagaceae. Bases 76 to 672 code for a protein of 198 amino acids.
GAAAAAAAAAAAAAGUAGCAAAAACGUAAAAAAGGAAGAUAGAUUGCGAAAGGCAAAAAAGAAAGGAAGAUAGGCAUGGGAACUGUAACAAUGGGGCCAUGGAAGCAGCUUCUUCUCAGCGCAUUGGACUCCAAUUCCCACCUCAAGCACUCUUCCUAUUUUCAACUUGCUACGAUUGGAUCAAAUGGGAGACCUUCAAACCGCACUCUGGUUUUCAGAGGAUUUCAAGAGAACACUGACCAGAUCCAAAUCAACACUGAUUCCCGAACUCACAAGAUAGAGGAUCUUAAGCAUUGCCCAUUUGCUGAGAUAUGUUGGUAUUUUACCGACUCUUGGGAGCAAUUCCGGAUCAAUGGGAAAAUUGAUAUCAUUGAUGCAUCAACUACUGAUCCCAAGAAGCUUCAGCAAAGACAGAUAUCUUGGUUUGCUAGUUCUCUGAAAUCAAGACUGCAGUAUUCAGGGCCUAGUCCAGGUCUUCCCUGUCUAAGUGAACAGCCACACCAAGGUUUCUUAGAUCCUUCCACAGGUCCAGUUGUGGCAUUUUGUCUGCUGGUUCUAGAUCCAGAUCAGGUUGAUUACUUGAAUUUGAAGAGCAACCUAAGGGUAAAAUUCGCAUCUGGACUGAAUGUUAAUGGAGAGAAGUGCUGGACUUCAGAGAUUAUCAACCCAUAAUAUCUGCUUUUUGAUUUUUGGAUUCCAAUUUAAAACAAGUUGCCAAUUAAGAAGUCAUUUAUCAAAUUGAUUAUAGGGAGAUUCUUUUCAUGAUCUCUCCCUAGUGCAUUGUAUAAAUUGAUUUUCUUUUUCUUCUAAAAAUAAAAUGGAGAUAUAUUUGUGUAGAUGUAUGACUUGUAAUUCUUUGGUUAUGUCUAGAUCAGGCAGUACAAUUCAUGACUAGUACUGAAACAGUUAAAGAGUUUUACAUACCUCAUUUAUGUGAAGCCUUUAUUUUGAUGUUGUA